Molecule: messenger RNA, 704 nt
Organism: Ruditapes philippinarum (Manila clam)
Lineage: Eukaryota; Metazoa; Mollusca; Bivalvia; Venerida; Veneridae
Product: von Willebrand factor D and EGF domain-containing protein-like
Exons: 4
Coding region: 1-555 (184 amino acids)
Source: RefSeq, a predicted model, not a curated record
AUGCAGAUUGACAGAUACAACAACGUGGAAGUGGCAGAAACAGUCGAAACGUCUGGGUAUUUUGAAUCACUCUUUGAGGUAUAUUGUCCUCUGAGUAAUGGAAGAGUAAAACGCUCCAAGAAUGCUGACCUUGCAGGUGAUUUUGUAUCUCGAGGGUUCCGUGUAUCUGUAAGCAAUGACGGCAAUGGAUACAGCGACGAAGACAGUAUUGUUAUAUUUGAUUCACAAUGCGUCGAUUGUUCUAAAGUAAAUGGGAAAAUAGUCUGCACUACAAAAACUGGAUUUUGCAUGAAAGGUGGUAAAUGCUUUCAUCCCGGCGAUAAAGUCGGCUGUCAGAUUUGCAAGACAAGCAGCUUUGGUUAUUCACAUUGGGAGAAUGGGCCAGAUUGCCUAACACCAGUCGCAACUGAAGAAAAUGAAACAUUGUGGAUAAUAGGAGCAGUUUUAGGAGCAUUUGUCUUCAUACUCCUUUCAGUUAUAGCUGUGAUGUGUUACUUAAGUAAAAGAGGACGAACGCCAAUCCAGAAGAUUAAAUUGGUGGCUGAAAUUAGAUAGCCUCUAUUACAAUUUGAUAUUUACAGAAAUAAUAUACUUUCAAAGACAAUAAUUGUUGAAUUUUGCUUUUUGUUUUUGUUUUAGCAAUUUUACAAGCCUUAAAGUGUCAUGUUUAUCAAUAAUGUAUGAUAAAUAAACACAAAUUUGUG